Molecule: messenger RNA, 2046 nt
Organism: Drosophila novamexicana
Lineage: Eukaryota; Metazoa; Arthropoda; Insecta; Diptera; Drosophilidae
Product: alanine--glyoxylate aminotransferase 2-like
Exons: 4
Coding region: 217-1710 (497 amino acids)
Cellular component (GO): mitochondrion
Molecular function (GO): pyridoxal phosphate binding; transaminase activity
Source: RefSeq, a predicted model, not a curated record
CACCCAAAGACGUUAAAGGCGUCCCGUGCCUGCCUGCCUGCCUGCCUAUCAGCCUGCCUGUUUACCAGUCAGACUCAAAGCCUUCAAUUCAGUUGACGAGUAUUCCUUGCCGGAACAGUUGGAACUUAAAAAGUGCGCGCGCUUAAAACUUUAAAAGUCAAAAUAUUUAAAUUUUUAUUAAAUUCAAUUCAAACUAAACAAAAAAUUCAUUAAAAAAUGCCUUUCGCAAGUAAACAAAUGCAAUCCGUGGCCAGCCAGCAGCUGUCAAAAUCGGACACCAUCAAGCUGCGUAACAAACACAUUGGACAAGCCUGUCAACUCUUCUAUCGCUCCGAUCCAUUGAAAAUAGUCCGCGGACAGGGUCAGUAUAUGUUUGAUGAGGAGGGCACACGCUAUCUGGACUGCAUCAAUAAUGUGGCACAUGUUGGCCACUGCCAUCCGGAGGUGGUGCGUGCCGGGGCCCUGCAGAUGGCCACCAUCUCGACGAACAAUCGGUUUCUGCACGACGAGCUGGUGCAGUGCGCCCGGACGCUGACCAGCAAGAUGCCGGCACCGUUGUCGGUCUGCUUCUUUGUCAACUCCGGGUCGGAGGCGAACGAUUUGGCGCUGCGGCUGGCGCGCAACUAUACCAAGCGCCUGGACGUGAUCACACUGGACCACGCCUACCAUGGUCACUUGCAGUCCGUGAUGGAGAUCUCGCCGUACAAGUUCAAUCAGCCUGGCGGCGAGCAGAAGCCCGAGUAUGUGCAUGUGGCGCCAUGCCCGGACAUCUAUGGUGGCCAGUUCACCGAUAAGCUGCACCCGAAUGCGGAUCUGGGCGCCCUCUAUGCUCAGCCCAUUGCGGACAUCUGCGAGCGCCAGCAGGCCAAGGGCCAGGGCAUCGCCGCCUUCAUUGCGGAGAGCCUGCAGAGCUGCGGUGGCCAGAUAUUGCCGCCCGCCGGCUACUUCCAGGCCGCAUACAAUGCGGUGCAUCGCGCGGGCGGCCUUUGCAUUGCCGAUGAGGUGCAGGUGGGCUUCGGCCGCGUGGGCAGCCACUACUGGGCCUUCGAGACACAGGGCGUAGUUCCGGACAUUGUCAGCGUGGCCAAGCCCAUGGGCAAUGGACAUCCGGUGGGCGCUGUGGUGACCACCCCAGAAAUAGCACAGGCCUUCUAUGACACGGGCGUGGCCUAUUUCAAUACGUACGGCGGCAAUCCGGUGUCCUGUGCCAUUGCCAAUGCGGUGAUGCGCAUCAUCGACGAGGAGGGCCUGCAGCAGAACGCCCACCAGCUGGGCGAGUAUCUGUUGCGGGAGUGCAGCCAGCUGAAGCAGGAGUUCGAGUGCAUUGGCGAUGUGCGCGGCCUCGGCCUGUUUGUGGGCAUCGAGCUGGUCAGCGAUCGGGAGGCGCGCACGCCCGACACCAAGGCCGCCCACUGGGUGGUCAAUCGGAUGAAACAGCUGCACAAGGUGCUCGUCUCCAGCGACGGGCCCAACGACAAUGUCAUCAAGCUAAAGCCGCCCAUGUGCUUCAAUCAUGAGAACGCCGAUGAGUUUCUGCUCGCGUUCCGCGAAUGCCUGACCACCCUCACCCAGGAACAGCUGCAGCAGUCAGCGGCGGCGGCGGCUGCGGCGGCCGUUACCACAAACGGUGUCAUUGCCACCGCCGCGGACACAUUGGCCAACAAGACGAAAAUGUUCGAGCGGCAGGAUCGUCUCAUCAAAUCCGUGUGAGUGCCGCAGCCGGAUUCUCGCUGAGCCUGUCUUAGUUUUUAGUUACCACACGCAAAGAUAUUUAUAUUUACUUAUGUUUACUGUUACUUUUUUUUUAUUAUUAUUAUUAGCUGUAGUAAUAUCUUACUGUUAGCAAUAUCAUACGCAUAUAUACAUAGUUAAAUUCCCUUUUUUUUUUGCUCUGCUUCUACUUCUAGUAUCUAGAAUUGUAGGCACAAAUAUUAUUAUUUUUCUCUAUUCUUUUUUUUUUUUUUUUUGUGCUAACUUAUGGAACAACAAAGUAUAUUCGAUGUAUAUAUACAAAUAUUUUUAAAUAUAAACCAAAUAAAAUAAAAA